CAGAAGAAGCAAGCUGCGAACACGAAAUUACCAAGCUCCAGAAGCCACUGGGAGGCUUUCCUAUCUGAUUUUCACUAGCAGUUUAUAGCUCAGAUUCAGCGAAAAUUACGAAAUUAUUGACUCGUGUCCUUGUCUUGGUCAUGCCGACGAAGAGUUGAAUUGAGUUUUGGCGAAAUUCAAAAGCGGAGACUGCGCAUCGUACCUCCACGAGUGAAUGGAGAGCAUGCGAGACACACGCAGAGGACAAGAAACGAAGAGAGAGACCGAAAAAAGGACAAGAAAAGGAAUUCUGACGAGGGCCGACACAAACAAGGAUUUAUCACAGUCUAAAUGACCUCACUAAGAAGCUGCUUGUCAUUGUUUAAGAUACAUGCCUGCCAGAGACUGACAACUGCCUCCAGUAAAAUCUUGUUUUGUAUUUUUAUGCUAAACGCUUUUUGAACACACUUGUUGUUUCUGUCUCCUUUCACCAUCGUGCUUUUGAGACGAGACGUGUGAAGGAAGGGGAAUUUAUCUCUUUUACCUUCUCUUUUUGUGUUUCGUUUCAACGUUAAUUUUUUUGUGGUAAGAAAAGUGAUUCUUUUCUACUUCUUUUUUCUUUCUCGGAGAAAGACUUUCAGUGACAUUGUUGCAUUUUUUCAAAAUAAGAGGACAAACCCCCUUGUUUGCCCGUGUGUGUUUGUCAAGUUUCCUUCGUGAGGUAGUACUGUACUGAGACUACAGGAACGUCCACGGAGUUCUACGUCUGGUUAAGAUGGGAUCUGAGAAGGACUCGGAGUCCCCCCCCACUUCUAUUAGCGGCGUACCCAACCCGAAGUGUCGGGCGCCAGGCAAGCGCCAAGGCCGCAUUUCCUUCCACAGCCUCUUCCACAGCAAACGGGGUUCCCGAGGGGCCAAAGCAGCGACUGCCACUCCUCUGACCCUCCAACACCACCACCAUCCUCAACAACAACAGCAACAGCAGCUCACCCCCCCAGCCCCUCCCACUGCCCCUACACCCACAACCACAACAUCCCCAGCCCUCCAGGACCCAGCUGCCUCUGCCCCAGUGGAGCCCCUCUCCUCCAGCUAUCCAUCCCUGGCUGGGCCGCCCGCCACUGGGGAAGGCCUCCUGGAGUGUCCCCUGUGCCUGGUGCGCCAGCCCCCAGAGCAGCUGCCGGAGCUGCUGGGGUGCAACCACCGCUCCUGCCUGGGCUGCCUGCGCCAGUACCUGCGCAUCGAGAUCACCGAGAGCCGCGUGCAGCUCAGCUGCCCAGAGUGCGCCGAGCGGCUGGUCCCUCGGCAGGUGGCGGACAUCUUGGAUGACGCGGCGCUCCUGGAAAAGUACGAGGAGUUCCUACUGCGGCGCUGCCUCGCCUCUGACCCGGACUGCCGGUGGUGCCCCGCCCCCGACUGCGGGUUUGCUGUGAUUGCAUCUGGCUGUGCCAGCUGCCCGCGGCUGGUAUGCCGUAGGGAGGGUUGUGGGGCAGAGUUCUGCUACCACUGCAAGCAGGCUUGGCACCCCAACCAGACCUGCGACUCUGCCCGCCAGCAGAGGGCCCUGUCCCUGCACACCCACAGCAACCACUCACCAAGCUACACCCAGGAACAGGGGCCUGCGGAUGACAUCAAGCCUUGUCCACGUUGCGGCGCUUACAUCAUCAAAAUGAACGAUGGCAGCUGCAAUCACAUGACCUGCGCGGUGUGUGGCUGUGAGUUCUGCUGGCUCUGCAUGAAGGAGAUCGACCUGCACUACCUCAGUCCGUCAGGAUGUACCUUCUGGGGCAAGACGUGGAGCAGGAAGAAGAAGAUUCUGUGGCAGCUGGGCACGCUGAUUGGCGCCCCUGUGGGCAUCACGCUCAUCGCUGGCAUCGCCGUGCCCGCCAUGGUCAUAGGCAUUCCUGUCUACGUAGGACGCAAGAUCCACGCUCAUUAUGAGGGAAAGAAGGCCUCUCGUCACCGUAGAAACCUGGCCAUCACCGGGGAGUGGCCUCUGUCAAUCAUCACUCCAGUUAUAGCUGCCGUCAGUGUUGGGAUUGGCGUGCCCAUCAUGCUGGCGUACGUGUAUGGCGUGGUGCCCAUCUCGCUGUGCCGUGGGGGAGGUUGUGGCGUGGAGCCGGGCAAAGGCCGUGGCGUGAGGAUAGACUUUGAUGAGGACGAUGGGCCAAUCACAGUGGCAGAUGCUUGGCGGGCUCUAAAGUCCCCCAGCCUGGGGGAGAGAAGCAUUGAAGGUGCAGCCAGCGGCCUCAGCACCACCUCCCCCAGUGAGGGCCUCUCAGUGGCUCCGGGGAGGCUGGGGGACACCCCACACUUCAACACUCUGGCCGGGGGAGCCCUAGGGUCCCGGACUGGCAAAUACAGCAGGCUGGAAGUCCAGGAGGGGAGCUGGGGAAAGAGGCAGCCCAGAGAGAGGACAGGCAGCCUGGGGGCUGGUAGUGACUGUGCCAGCACCAGGGGCAUGGCAGGAUCCAUCAUCUCCUCCUAUACACUACCUGACAGGGAGUGCACCAACCUGGAGAUCCAAGUGGACAUUGAGACCAAACCCAGCCACCUCUGCUUGACCAGCGAGGAGGACCUCACCCCACCCCCUGACCUGGCGACCGGCUCUGCGGGGGAGGAGCCUCAGGACUGCAGCUCCCGAAGGGGUGGAGCUCUGUCCGGCUCGGUGCUAGGAUUGUCACCGGGGUCGUCGCUCAGAGAGGGGCUUCACGAUGUCACUCUGGCCCAGCCAGAAAGCAUCCGCAGCGACCUGGAGAUGUCGGACACCCAAUCAGAUGACAUCGCCGAGCUGACGUCGGACGACUGUGAAUCCCCCCACCCCAAGAGCCGCCGGCUCCCCCACCAGCCCCAGCCCACCUGCAGAGCGCUCACCGGGGUGGACGGUCUCCACGCUCCCCCCGACAACGUCAUCCUUUAUGUCUGAGAGGCUCCCUGCUCUCAGAGAUGCACAAACCCUCCCAACGGUUUUGAUGUAUUCACUUUUCUUUUGAUUCGUUGACAUGAGCUUUUUGGUUGUUAUGUAUUUGCUGCUUUUUACAUUGAUUUUCAAGACCUCGUACAUACAGACAGGACCUGUUCUACAUGUGUCUGUCUGUCUGUCAUCUAUCAACCUGUCAGUCGCCUGACUUGGGCCUGGUCAGGGUUCUACCUCUCUGAACAUUUAAUACAAUUUUUGUUUACUUCUUGGUGCAAAAAUGCCUUGGCUACUAAAGCAAAAGAGCAAAACAAGAGGUUCAUAUUUGCCACAAGAAAUAUUGCGCAAAAAAAAGGAAAGAAAGAUUUUAAUGAAUUGAAAUGCCGCCAAGCACACCAGUGAGUGAAGGACUGUAUGGGUGAUGUGGUACUAAUGAGUGAGAAGCGGGUUUUUUUCGAGAGUGUAGGUGUAGCUUUUCUUGGCUUGUUUUCUGAUCUGUUUGUAUUGGAAUGACCCUCACAUUUUAUUUGCAGUGUGCAUGAGUCUGCAUGACCUGCGUCGUGUAUGAGGAGGGGGGCUGUGAACGAGCACAGUGGGUGCUUGUUACACUGGCAGUGUUAGGUUUGCACAGAUAUGUUAUUAUAACAAGCUAGAGGUGUUCUGCACUUAAACCACGCCUGCACAGAGAAGGGGGUUUUCAAGGUCAGUUGAAUAAUGAAACCAGCAGACAGUUUUCACAUAAAUGGCUGACUGCUUGCCUUAGUGAUGACACACUCACUGACAAACACGCACUGGCUUUCUGACACGCUGGCUGCCUGAGGGACCCUACUGAAUGUUGUGUGUGAGAGAGUGUGAGAGAGUGUGAGAGAGUGUGAGAGAGUGUGAGAGAGUGUGAGAGAGUGUGAGAGAGUGUGAGAGAGUGUGAGAGAGUGUGAGAGAGUGUGAGAGAGUGUGAGAGAGUGGGAGAGAGUGUGAGAGAGUGGGAGAGAGUGGGAGAGAGUGGGAGAGAGUGGGAGAGAGUGGGAGAGAGUGGGAGAGAGUGGGAGAGAGUGGGAGAGAGUGGGAGAGAGUGGGAGAGACCGCCAGUCGUAAGGCGAGUGAGAUGCACAAUUAAUACUCUUACGAGAGAGAGAGAGAGAGAGAGAGAGAGAGAGAGAGAGAGAGAGAGAGAGAGAGA
Molecule: messenger RNA, 4070 nt
Organism: Osmerus eperlanus (European smelt)
Lineage: Eukaryota; Metazoa; Chordata; Actinopteri; Osmeriformes; Osmeridae
Gene: rnf19b
Product: ring finger protein 19B
Biological process (GO): positive regulation of proteasomal ubiquitin-dependent protein catabolic process; protein polyubiquitination; ubiquitin-dependent protein catabolic process
Cellular component (GO): cytoplasm; ubiquitin ligase complex
Molecular function (GO): ubiquitin conjugating enzyme binding; ubiquitin protein ligase activity; zinc ion binding
Source: RefSeq, a predicted model, not a curated record